Messenger RNA from Aspergillus fijiensis CBS 313.89, 570 nucleotides. RefSeq names its product CUE domain-containing protein. The record is from RefSeq and is a predicted model, not a curated record. NCBI's taxonomy places the organism in Eukaryota, Fungi, Ascomycota, Eurotiomycetes, Eurotiales, Aspergillaceae. Gene Ontology annotation, molecular function: ubiquitin binding. Bases 1 to 570 code for a protein of 189 amino acids. The transcript is spliced from 2 exons.
AUGCCUGACGAAGAACCGUCCUUGAACAUCCCCUCCCUUCUCACCCUCGCCGUUGUCUCUUUCUUCGUGAUUCGAUGGUUUUUCAACCGUGACGGAGAUGCUGGGGCCGAAACCGGUCGCAGCCGCACGCGAGGAAAUGGCGUCGAUCCAGCCCACGUCGAGCAGAUCUCGCAGAUGUUUCCUCAGCUCAGCCAUCGCGAGAUCAUGUGGGACUUACAGCGCAACGGAGGGAACAUGGCCGCUACUACGGAAAGAAUCCUGACGGGCCGUGGCCUAGAAGUGCCCCCUCCAUCGUUCCAACCCCAGAUCGCUAUCCCGACCCCUACCGCGCCAGUACAGCCCGCCGCCGCUGCACCCAAGGCAGACGGCCAGGACCUGAUCUCUCGGUACAACCUUCGCUCGAAAGUCGGCGCAGACGAGGACGCCGCGACCUCACAGGCUCAGUCCUCCACGGGUUGGUCGCAGAGCAAGGAGGAGCGACAGCGUUUGCUCCAGAAGCGCAGGGACGACAUGAUCUUGGCGGCGAGGAGGAAGAUGAUGCAAAAGGACCAGACGGCUGCUGCUCAAUGA